UAAAAAAAGAUUAAGUGUAAAAAUUAAUCGUUACUUGCGAUGUAUAGCAUAUAACGGAAAUCGAAGGAGUGUUGAUCUCAAAAAAAGAAAAACAAAAACGUUGAAAAUAUUUAAAAAUUUAAAAAUUUAAUAACAAUAUUUUUUAACCUACAACCAAAAUUUUGCUAAGUGACCAAUCGAUUUGCAAUCGAGACUUUUGAAAGUGAAAGUGACAAGUAAACAAUGUACAAUUUGAGGUUUCAAAGUGAACGCAUACAUAAACACGUACAUAAGAAUAUUUGUGAGACAGUGAAUGCCAAAGUGAAAUGAAAUGAAAAGUGAACAGCAAUCAACGUUUGACGUUAACUACCCAACCUACACGCCAACAAUAUAAUCGUUUAGACAUUUUCAAGUGAAGACAUAAAAUUACCAUCAAAUUAUCAUUUUGCACAAAGGGGAAGCAUUAAAAGUUUGCUGAUGUAAACACCUAAAUAGAUGGUGUGGAGAAAAAAAAAUAAGUGAACGCUAACGCUGCAUUGCGUAUAUCACCAACCGAUUUUGAUAUCAUCAGCAUGUCGACAUCAACGUCCGUGACUGCAGCCCCUUCAGCUUCUACACAAAUAUUUCGUUCGUUGUCAUCGGAUAGUCAGAAAAAUGAUUGGUCCAAGCGUUUGUCUCUGCGUGGGAUGCGUCGCGGUGGUAGCGCUGGCAGCAGCAAUACCAGCAAAGAGGAGCCAAAACACAAACAUAAAUUUUUUAAUCGUUCCUCAUCGUUGAAACAAGCGAGCGCUCCAAAGGGUACAUUGGAACUUCAGACCACAGCACAGCAAUCAUAUCAACAGCUGUCUCAGCAAAACUCCGUAGCGACGCCGAAAAAGUCUAACUGGGAGGUAAUCGAACAUUUCAAUACGGGGAGCGCCAAAGGCGGCAAGGCGGUGGUGAGCAGCAGCUUAAUUGCGGCUGGCAUAACACGUUGCAACAUAGACGAAUCAGUAGAUUCUACCAACUCCAGCUCAACAUGUCCAAGUCCUAUGGUGUAUCAGCGUGAUGAAGCACAUUUGCUACAACAAAACUCUGAUUCAAUGGAUGGCCGUAACACAGAGGCGGGCAGCAAUGCUAAUGCUCCGGUUGGCGGUACUGGUGGUCUCAGUCCGACAAUUUCAUUUUGGUUUCGCUUGAAUCGUGUUAUCCUGCGCCUGUGUACUACACAUCAAUUUAAAAAUCUGCAGGUGGAAAUGCUUUAUCAGCGUUAUUUUCUGCGCAUGAAUCAGAGUAAUACGACACACAUUUUGGCUUUGCUGCUGGCAUUGAUAGUGGCUUUAUCGAGUGCGCAAAUUGUAUUCACUACAUUGAAGAUAAGUGGCAACUCUGUUGUAACAGUUUUUGCUACAACGAACGACUCGACCAACAAUGUGACUAAUAGGGUGCGAAGAGGUGGUAAUGCAAUAGCCGCAACCUCAGUUCGGCCAUUAACGGAAAUGGGCUAUCAACAGGCGCAACUCUUAAGCCAACAAUCAGCCCCAAUUGGCGUAAUUCUGGGUCGAGAAUCAACGCUGCCGUUAGUUGAACACAUUUUUGCUGGUGAUGUUGUCGAUGGCACAGGCACGACAGUAAAAAUUAGCGCACAACAAUUUGUAGCAAGUGCAGCAUUCAAACAAACUCGUACAUCGACGCCUACAUUACAAACCGUUACAUUACCAACAUUACGCCCAUUUACUACCACAAUAUCGCCCACUUCAACAAAAUCAUCAACUUACCUGCCUUAUGCGGCACAAGAUUGGCUUGAUCCCCAAGUUUUUACCAUUCCACUGCUGACGUUCGCACAUUACGAUGGGCAGCAGCAACUUAAGGGAGAGAUACGCGCUGCCGACUGGCGAAAGACUUCGGAAUUACAUUUACAAGCGCCAGUGGCAUUCAAGCGUCUCAAACGCAAACAUCAUUAUAGUCAUUGGCCAAAGUUGCACCGCUUCAAACGUUCCAGAUUGAAAUCCUUAAUUAACAACAAAACAAAGCUGGAGGCACAUAAUCAAGCAACAACAGCAGCGCCAUUCCUUGUAAGUCCAAACGAAGCGCUGAUGGGGGAAAAUAUACUUGAGAAAAUUACGCGAAGUGCAGAAAAUCACGGAAACAUUGUGCGAAUGCCUUGGCAUGUGUUAAGUUCCUCGCAUAAGCCACUUCGCAGUAAGCGAAUGGUCAGUUAUAAAUAUGCGGAGAUAGAAGAGAAUAGCCAGGAUGCACGCUUAAGUUCGGCCACAAACAGUAACCAACGACGGAUAAGAACACUUGCGUUAAAUAAAGUGAAAGCGGAAUUGGAAGCGGAUGAGGAAUCUACAACGAAGCGUUUUAUGCAUUCACUAGAAGCUGGAGAAAAUAACGAAACGAUUCAUAACAACAACUACAGUAACAUAAACAACAAGUACAAACGACAUAUGGCACGUAGCUUUGAGAAAGCGGAAAACAGUGCACGUAGCAAUGGAGAGGGGAAGAUGGCGACGACAGUGGCAACAACAGCCAUAAGACAUCCAGUCGUUGAUGAACGUAAAUUGGACAAUGCAACAAAAACAACUACUGCGACAAAAACAAGUGCGCCCGUGCUAGUUGAUGGUUGGGAUAAUAAACGCGCUUCAAAUCUACUGGCUACGAAGGCUUCAUUGGAGCAACAACAAGUCGAGCCUUCGGCACUGCCCGGUGAAGUGAAAGAAAUCACAGCUGCUCCAGGACAUGUCACAUUCCCCGGCUUAGGCUUGCUGUUGCAAGCUUUGACAGCGAUUGAUAAACGUGUCCUGGUAUUUCUUGUGGUGAUGACAAUUUGUGUGCUUGUAUAUGCGUCGCUACUGUGCAUUCUCUCGAAACCGGCGAUGAACGAAAUCUUCUUAGUACUUGUGUCUUAUGUGAUUGUAGCCACAUUUGUUGCCAUUGAGAUUGUCAUGAGCUAUGCGACGCUGCCAAGCAAAACGUACAAUGGAAGUUCCUGUUGUGUUGUCUUCAUCUACAUGACAUACACAAUGUUGCCGUUGCGACUACGUGAGGCACUCAUCGGUGGCAUAGCCUUGUCCUGCAUGCACAUCUACACAAGUCUACGCUAUACAGAAGCACCAAUCCAUUGGCAGGAGUUAUUUUGCAGCCUUCUAGCAUUAUUCAUCUCCAAUCUAACAGGCAUUUACACGCAUUGGCCUAAGGAGAAAGCGCAACGGAAAGCGUUCAUCGAGACACGGCAGUGUAUUGAAGCGCGUUUGCGUACCCAGCGGGAGAAUCAGCAACAGGAACGUCUGCUGCUGUCGGUGUUGCCGCGUCACGUUGCCAUGGAAAUGAAGGACGACAUUGCAGGUCAGCCACGUGAUACACAAUUUCACAAAAUCUACAUACAACGACACGAAAAUGUCAGCAUACUUUUUGCGGACAUCUGCGGUUUCACCAGCCUCUCUGAUCAAUGCACCGCUGAAGAGUUGGUCCGGCUGCUUAACGAACUUUUUGCCAGAUUUGAUCGAUUAGCUGCUGAACAUCAUUGCCUGCGAAUUAAACUUUUGGGCGAUUGCUAUUACUGUGUAUCUGGCUUGCCAGAACCACGACCGGAUCAUGCUCAUUGCGCUGUUGAAAUGGGCUUGGACAUGAUUGAUGCCAUAGCGCUUGUUCGUGAAGUGAUGGCUGUCAAUGUAAAUAUGCGUGUUGGCAUUCACACCGGACGUGUGCAUUGUGGUGUCCUUGGCUUGGUCAAGUGGCAAUUUGAUGUGUGGUCGAAUGAUGUGACACUGGCUAACCACAUGGAAAGCGGCGGCAUACCUGGACGCGUUCACAUAACCAAGGAGACACUCAAAUGUUUGGAUGGCGAUUACGAAGUGGAAGAAGGUAAAGGGGCUGAACGGAACACGUAUCUGAAGGAUCAUCAAAUCGAAACUUAUCUCAUAGUGCCAGGUGAUAUUUAUCGACCGCAUAAGAAAUCACGCAGUCGCCUUCAAGUGAAUGGCAACAUUUCCAAGGAGUUGCGGAUGAUGGGGCAUGCUGGCACACAGAAGAACACCUCCAAAUUUGGCUUUGGCGAUAGCUCGGAAGGUGCCAAGGAUCCCGAGGAUGAAGUGAAUGAGUAUUUGAUGCGUGCAAUUGAUGCGCGUAGCAUUGACCAUUUACGGGCAGAGCAUUGUCAGUCAGUGUUAUUGUCCUUCAAGGAUGAAUCGCUGGAGAAGAAGUAUGGUUCGGAACCGGAUCGUAUGCUGAGCGUAUAUUUCUACUGCAGUUUUGUUGUACUCAUUGCCACAACAGUUAUAAGACUUUCCAUUUUUAAACCGAAUUUACUCACAAUCACCACUUCCUGUGCGACAAUAGUCAUCGUCCUAUUAAUUUCGUUACUCGUUGCCGCUCAUGUGAGCAAAAUGAAACUACCGACUAGCUUCAAGAGAUUCUCUUCACGCAUUCAUAACAAUCGUUUGUUAGCACAGUGCUUAGCUUUUAUAACUGUUACGCUGAUUGCUCUGACUACCGUGUUAACAAUGGCCUAUGAAAUGUUCUAUGGUGAAAACUUGGAUAUCUCAUCCAUGAGCACUCCAAGUUAUAAACUCCAACCCACCGAUGAUAUGUUUAAAGCAACAGCAGCAGGCGAAGGCAAAGGUAUUGGAAAUGAUUACAUUAUCGCCAACACAACUAACAGCGCUGCUGCCGAAUUCAACUGUGAUUAUUUUUUAGCUAUAAAUACUUUCUUACUGCUGACGCUGGUAUCAAUGAUGACUUGUGCCACUUACCAGGUGCUGCGGAUUGUACUGAAAUUGUUGUUGCUACUAUUUGUUGCUGCAUUCUAUACCAGUUUUUCCCUGUAUCUGUAUACGCGCAAAGACAUGCGCUUUGUCCUGGACACGGAGGAGGCUUUGCUACGCUAUAUAAUUGAUUCAAUUUUCCUGUUUGCCUUCAUGUUGGCAUUGGUAUUUCACAGCCACCAAACAGAGGCCACUUAUCGCCUAGAUUUUAUUUGGAAAUUACAAGCGACAGAGGAAAAAGAGGACAUGGAACAUUUACAAGCUUAUAACCGUAAGCUACUGGAGAAUAUUUUACCUGUGCAUGUAGCGGAACAUUUUCUGAGUCGAGAGAAAAAUAUCGAUGACCUAUACCAUGAGCAAUGUGAGAGUGUCUGCAUACUAUUUGCGUCGAUACCAAACUUUUCGGAAUUUUAUGUUGAACUCGAAGGUAAUAAUGAAGGUGUGGAAUGUUUGCGAUUGCUCAAUGAGAUUAUCGCCGAUUUUGAUGAACUGCUAAGCGAGAAACGUUUCCGGUACAUUGAGAAGAUUAAGAGUACGGGUGCGACAUAUAUGGCAGCUUCCGGUUUGACGGCGAACACCUGUGAUCAAGUGAAUUUUUGUCAUGUCACUGCGAUGGCGGAAUAUGCGUUGCAGUUAUUUGAUAAAAUCGAAGAGGUCAACAUGCAUUCAUUCAACAACUUUCGCUUAAGAAUAGGUAUCAAUAUCGGUCCAGUUGUGGCCGGUGUCAUUGGCGCACGUAAACCGCAAUAUGACAUAUGGGGAAACGCCGUGAAUGUAGCUUCGCGUAUGGACUCUACUGGAAUUCCAGAUCAUAUACAGGUCACACAGGAGAUGUACCAAAUUCUGUCUGGGCGUGGCUUUGAGCUCACCUGUCGCGGCAGUGUUAACGUCAAGGGUAAAGGUUCCAUGAUUACAUACUUUCUGAAGGCAAAAUCAGCAAAAAUACCAACACCAGUAGCGACAGACAGUGCAAACGUAGUGACGACAAUAAGCGAUUCAAGCGCCAUGGCAGAAGCUAUAGAGCCCAACAUAAAUAAUAAAAGUGUAGAGAGUGCAUCACUUGCGUUAGUGACAUCGCCCACCAAAGAAAUUGCCAAAGCAGCUGACAUUGAAUUAGUCGAUAAAACAUCUGCAACGUUACCUUCAUUGCAAUCAGUUUCUGAAGUAGAGUCAUCUUUCUUGCCCACAAAUGAACCAAAAAAGCCUAGCAUUGAUUCUGUCGACGAUGAUCUCUCACCCGAUUCGGAGCUGAAUUCCUAUAUGCAGAGUGCCACUGCACAGCGUCGGAAAUCACUUUGCCGUCAACAUAACAUAUCAUCUUCCUUUGGCACCACUACUAGCUCAACUUCAGCGCUCACGCCCACUGUACUAUCCAGCAGCUCCAGCGUGGUCACAAUUGCUGCAUUACCCACAAUGCCCAAAACAGGUUCAUUAUCCAUAGAUAAUUCCACGGAGAAUACCAGGGGCAGCUCACUAAAUACCGCUACAUCCACCAGUUCACCUAACGGACGUAGCAGCAGCCAACCGCGCACCUACGUUGACGAACUGAAGGAAGAAUUCAAAGAUGAAAGUGAUAAGUCAUCCCUGAAAGACUCUAUUGGAAAUCUACAAAUUUUACUGAAAAACAACAUAAGUCUCUCGGAUCUCAGCAACAAACAACAAUUGAACCUUAGACCUAAUGAUGCCAAAGUGCAACAAAUAAAAAAGGAAACCCUUGUAACAUUUCGUACCGAGACACUUGCUCGUCGACAACGCAAAUCAAUUACAACGAUCGCUACGACAACGCAGAUACGCAGCUUCGAUGAUUGUGUCCCUUCCAUUACAACAGCAAACGGUACGCAUAAGAAUGCUUAUCAGCUGGCUAAUUAUAAUGACUGCGACAUACACGACAAACAGGCAUGUAACGGCUUGCAACAGCGACCCCACGACUGGCUCAACCGCCACCGACUCGAAACUCAUCGAAAUCUCAUCAGAAGUUCACAGUCGAUGAGCCCCAUCGGCCUGGCAGGUAGUGAGGUGUUUGUGAUGCCCAAUAGUCGCAGCAUGAUUGUGUUUAGUAGCAGUGGCAGCAGCAGCGGUAGCUCGAGUAGUAGUAGCAGUGGCACGACCGCAGGUAAUACAAUCGCAUACAUGUUGCAGGAUGUGAGCACCUAA
This is a messenger RNA of Anastrepha ludens (Mexican fruit fly), 6878 nucleotides long. RefSeq lists its product as uncharacterized. The record is from RefSeq and is a predicted model, not a curated record. The transcript is spliced from 30 exons. Gene Ontology annotation, biological process: intracellular signal transduction; adenylate cyclase-inhibiting G protein-coupled receptor signaling pathway; adenylate cyclase-activating G protein-coupled receptor signaling pathway. Gene Ontology annotation, cellular component: plasma membrane. Bases 552 to 6878 code for a protein of 2108 amino acids. Lineage: Eukaryota; Metazoa; Arthropoda; Insecta; Diptera; Tephritidae. Gene Ontology annotation, molecular function: adenylate cyclase activity.